Oncorhynchus keta (chum salmon) is the source of this 2893-nucleotide messenger RNA. Its product is annotated as sprouty-related, EVH1 domain-containing protein 2-like. Gene Ontology annotation, molecular function: protein kinase binding. NCBI's taxonomy places the organism in Eukaryota, Metazoa, Chordata, Actinopteri, Salmoniformes, Salmonidae. The transcript is spliced from 6 exons. The record is from RefSeq and is a predicted model, not a curated record. Gene Ontology annotation, biological process: negative regulation of MAPK cascade; multicellular organism development. The coding region runs from base 582 to 2054 and encodes 490 amino acids. Gene Ontology annotation, cellular component: membrane.
AAUCAUGACUUCAGUGAUUUUCAGGUCAUAAAGUCGGAGCUCUGGAAAGAGGCACGACUUGGAAUUCCAGAAGUCUUGGGCUUACUAAAGUCGGAAGUCGGAGAUUUCCGAGUUCCCAGUUGUUUUGAACGCGACAUCUCCUAUCUCCCUUCGUCGUGACGUAGGGGUGCCUGCACAAUCCAACAUGGAGUAGCGAGCGAUGGGGCUCUAGCGGGGCCACCCCUCGGUAACGCCAGUGCCCAUUCAGCAACGCUGAACGGCCCGUCGAAAACCGGGCCCCCAGAAUUUAGGAGGCACAUGUUUUACCUCACCGUAUUACCCUGAGGAUUAUAAACUUUCGGAGAGUCUUUAUUUUACACAAGCAACUGGUUGGCAUGACAAGAAAAGGACAGCAGAGAGAGAGAGAGACCUACUGUAGUCUAAGACUGAAGCAAAGAGCGCUGUGUAUUCACACAAAGGCAGCGGAAAGAUAGGCUUCUACGCGGAAUAGAAGGGAAAGGACUGAGGAUAGGUGUUGGAAAAAAAUGACGAGCAAAAAGUAUGCACCCGCAUUGGGAUAUAAUUUCAGGUGAAACGAGAAAAUGAUAGAAGAAACACACCCAAGCGACGACAGCUACAUUGUGUGUGUAAAAGCCGUGGUGAUGGUGAGGGAUGAUUCCAGUGGAGGCUGGUUGGUCCAGGACGGGGGGGCUCUGAGUAGAGUGGGAGUCUGCAGGGUCCUGCCCCCCGAGCUGGGGCUGGGACUCGCCCCCCUGGGUCGCUCCCACUUCCUCAUCCAUGGAGAACGGCUACGGGACAAACAGGUGAGGGACAAACAGGUGAUCCUGGAGUGUGCUCUGAGGAAGAACCUUGUGUACACCAAAGCCACGCCCACCUUCCACCAUUGGAUGGUGGAAGACAGGAGGUGUGGCCUGACGUUCCAGAGGCCUGCUGAUGCUCGGGCCUUCGACAGGGGCGUACGGAAAGCCAUGGAGGACAUGGCAGAAGGCUCCACGACGUCCUCCUCAACACUCCAGAAUGAGGCAGAACUGGGCGACGAUGAUGUGUUCACCAAUGCCACAGACAGCUCAUCUAACUCCUCCUCCGAGAGACUGGAGCCCUGUCUGCAGCCACUGGACUCCUCCCCCCUCGCUGACUCAUCCCACUUACACAACAACUGCAUCCUGGGAAACGACCUCUACGAACCCUAUAGGUUGUCAGACCACUACUUCCUAGAUCUGCCUCUGCCCCGCAUCCCUCGCCACGUCACCUUCCAGGACGACGAGGAGAUCGUCAGGAUCAACCCUCGGGAACGUUCCUGGGAGCUCCCCUCGGAAUCCUCCUCCCGCUCGGAACUCCACAUGGACCAACUAGAACGCUCCUGGCUCAGGGGCUAUGAGGACUACCGCCACGCCACCGUGCGCCACAAAUACAACCGCCCGCCAGACGACUCUAUGUCUGAGUCCUAUGUCCACUUCGCUAAGAGCGAGCCCCACAAACACCACUAUAGUUAUCCCCUGGUAUCCACACCGGUAUAUUCCUCCGACCCCAAACCUACCUUCAGACCUUUACCCAAGAGGCACCACUACGCCGGCUUGGGUUCGCAACACCGCCGUCCAGGGGAUGAGGGCUUCGGUGGGGGCGUGGUCUCUACCCAGCCCCAGCCCCUCCUUCCUGGCUCGUCUGAUGGACAGGACAAGAAGUCUGAGGAGGGCGGUGUUGGCGAGCGCCUGCAGUGCCAAUACUGCGGCGAAACGUUCUACGGCGGUAACAACCGCCGGGGGCGCUGCCAGGACGCGCCGGACCCGAUCAGGGCGUGCGUCCGGAGGGUCAGCUGCAUGUGGCUGGCCGACACACUGCUGUACCACUGCAUGUCUGACCCGGAAGGGGACUACUCAGACCCCUGCUCCUGUGAGGGGGGUGGCGAGGGGAGGCUGGGCACGCGAUGGGCAGCUCUGCUGGGGUUGUCCCUAGUGGCGCCGUGUCUCUGUCUGUACCCGCCCCUUCACGCCUGCCACCGGGCCGGGGUGGCGUGCGGGAGCUGCGGGGGCAGGCAUGAAGCCUCAAUGACAUAAACCCAAAAAACACAUGGAGGGGAGAGGGGAAGGAGGGGGAGAAGAAGAGCGGUCCUAUGCCCCAUUUUGGUUUUGUGGUUUUGUUACUCUACAGACGGACGUGUAUAUACAGUGUUGGCGUGUUGUGGCUGCCAUUUUGAAAUGGCGUAAAGAUUGAUAAGCUCCUUCUUGUGUACUUGUCCUUCUCUCUCUCCUCUCGCCAUGUGACUGUCUUCUUCCCUCUAUUCCUGUUUGAGGGACGGACUCUUUAUUUUAUAUAGCUGACUAAUAUGUCAUGUAUCACAUACAACCAGGUACUUUCUACUAUUUACACCGACUUGGUGUUGAACAACUUGAAUUGUUUAGUUUGCGUAUGUUGUCCUGUGUGGUUGUUUGCUAGGAGAGCCUGUUUGAUAUUACACCUGGGUUCAUAUAGUAUUUGACAUUUAAAAAAAAAUAAUUUCAGUGUUUGUUCUAGCCGGCCUGAAGUGCCAGAUGGGCGGGGUUUGCAGUGUUUAGACUCCUAUCGGUUCAUUAAUCCAGGCGAGAUCAAUCAAGCACAGUUUUAAGUCUUUGAAAUGAUUUCAAAUAGCAUUUGAACCCAGGUCCUUUUUUUUUUAGAUAGUUCUGUUUAUAUGCCACCAGGGCCGAUCCCAGCCCCCUCUAAACCCAACUGGCCUUCUGUCCCAAGUCCUUAGAGCAACGACUAGGAGAUAAGCCUAAAGCUGCUGUACUAGUGUGUGUGUGUGUGUGUGUGUGUGUGUGUGUGUGUGUGUGUGUGUGUGUGUGUGUGUGUGUGUGUGUGUGUGUGUGUGUGUGUGUGUGUGUGUGUGUGUGUGUGUGUGUGUGUGUGUGUGUGU